AUGUGGGUUUGGCUUUACCGUUGCACAAAAGGAGCUUAAGAACAGAACAGGCUUCAGUCAUGAAUCCGGAGGAGCAAAUGGUGACUUGGUUGAUUUCUAUGGGGGCUUUGAAUUCUCCCAAAAUGAUGGUUGAGGACCCCGUGCAAUUCCUCAAGACGUCUUUGAAAGACGGAGUGGUCCUUUGCAAACUCCUCCUCCGACUUCUGCCUGGAUCUAUCGGAAAGUACUGCCUGGAGCCCAAGACGGAAGCCGACUGCAUUGGCAAUAUCCAACAUUUUUUAAAUGGAUGUGCAGCGCUGAAAGUGGAGCUGUUUGAUGCCCACAAUCUCUACUCCGGAGAAAAUUUCUCCAAGGUACUGACUGCCCUUUCUUCUCUCAACAAAGCAACUGAAGAUCCAGGAAGUUCUACCAGGAAGCCAUGUUCUCAGCUGCCUUCUCCAGCCCCCGGUGACUGCCAGCCCCUGACCCAAGCCGCCUCGGCUCGGCCAUCAAGAGUGUUGCAGAGACAGUCAAGAGUCGGGGAGAUGACCGAAAACGGCAGUCACCAGCUGGUGGUCAAGGCUCGGUUCCAGUUCAAGCAGACCAACGAAGACGAGCUGACCAUCAACAAGGGGGACAUCAUUUAUGUCACCCGCACUGAGGAAGGGGGCUGGUGGGAAGGGACCCUUAAUGGAAAGACGGGUUGGUUCCCCAGCAACUACGUCAGAGAAAUUAAAUCCUCCGAUAAACUGCUCUCUCCUAAGGCUUUGAAAGGGGCUGAAAGUCCUCAAUUUACCAAGAAUUACUAUGCUGUGGUGCUUCAGAAUAUUUUGGAAACGGAGCGAGAGUACGCCAAGGAACUGCAGUCACUUCUAGGAACGUACUUGAAGUCUCUCCAGUCUUAUGACAAGCUGAGCGCUAUUGAUAUAGCAUCUUUGCUUGGAAACGUGGAAGAGAUCUGCAACUUUCAACAGACACUCAGCCUAGCCCUGGAAGAAUGUGCUAAGCUUCCCGAACACCAACAGAAAGUGGGAGGCUGUUUUCUGAGCCUGGUGCCCCAGUUUGCGUCCCUGUACCUCACUUACUGCACUAACCACCCAUCUGCGGUCAACGUCUUGACCCAACACAGCGAUGAACUGGAGAAGUUCAUGGAGAGCCAAGGGAUGGCCUGCUCUGGGAUACUGACCUUGACCACGAGCCUCAGCAAACCGUUCACCCGGCUGGACAAAUACAUUUCCCUUCUGCAGGAACUUGAGAGGCACAUGGAGGAGGCACACCCUGAUCACGAAGACAUUUUGAAAGCCAUAGCGUCCUUCAAGUCUCUUGUGUCCCAGUGCCAAGAGAUGAGAAAGAGGAAGCAACUUGAACUACAGAUCCUUUCAGAAACCAUCCAAGGUUGGGAAGGAGAAGACAUCCGAUCCAUGGGCAGCGUCCUUUAUAUGUCCCAAGUCAUGGUCCAACCUGGAGGGAAUGAGGAGAAAGAAGAACGGUAUCUCAUGCUUUUUCCAAGUGUUCUGCUGAUGCUCUCAGCCAGUCCUUGCAUGAGUGGAUUCAUGUACAAGGGGAGGCUCCCCUUAAUAGGAAUGAUGGUGACCAAAUUAGAAGAUCUGGAAGGAAGUGAUCACGUUUUUGAAAUCUCAGGAAGCAUGGGAGACCGGCUCACGGUACACUGCAGUAGCAGCCACGAUUUCCACGAAUGGCUUGACCACCUGCAGAGGUUGACCAGAGGAACCACUUUCAGUGGUACCCUCUCGAAAACCCAAUCUUGGGGUUCCCAUUCUACUUUUAGCUCUACUGGACAAUUCCGUGGCCCACUGGAACCACCCCAGAUCCUCAAACCCUGGACCUUGAGUUGCCUCCGCCCAGCACCUCCUCUCAGGCCAUCGGUGGCCCUCAGCUAUAAAGAGCGGAUGUCCUACAUCUUAAAGGAUGCCAGCAAGAGUCCAAAGACGAUGAAAAAGUUCCUGCCCAAAAGGAAAACAGAGAGAAAGCCAUCGGACGAGGAGUUUGUCAUUAGAAAAAGCACAGCAGCCUUAGAGGAGGACGCUCAGAUCCUGAAGGUGAUUGAGGCGUAUUGUGCAGGGGCGAGUUUGCAGCAGAGCAUCACUUCAGGGUCCCGCAAAGAUUCAGUUCCCCAGGUUCUACUUCCAGAAGAGGAGAAACUAAUCACUGAGGAAGUGCGGAGCAACGGGCAGACCGUGGCAGAGGAGAAGAGCCUUGUAGAUACCGUCUAUGCGCUGAAAGAUGAAGUCAAAGAAUUGAAGCAGGAGAAUAAACGAAUGAAGCAAUGUCUGGAAGAAGAACUGAAAUCCAGGAAAGAUUUGGAAAAAUUGGUCCGGAGGUUAUUGAAACAAACCGACGAAAGUCUCCGGGAAGAAACGGGCCGCCGUUCCUCGGUGCUGGCCUGAUCCCUCAGCCCCACUCGGGAAAGUUUGCAGCCACACACGUGUCUCUCUCGCUCUCUCGCUCUUUGGAUGGGGAUCACGCACGCCUGUUUCGCUUCUUCCCUUCGCUUCUUC
Messenger RNA from Protobothrops mucrosquamatus (brown spotted pit viper), 2498 nucleotides. It is a transcript of the gene ARHGEF6, whose product is annotated as Rac/Cdc42 guanine nucleotide exchange factor 6. Lineage: Eukaryota; Metazoa; Chordata; Lepidosauria; Squamata; Viperidae. Bases 60 to 2387 code for a protein of 775 amino acids. The transcript is spliced from 22 exons. Gene Ontology annotation, molecular function: guanyl-nucleotide exchange factor activity; protein binding. The record is from RefSeq and is a predicted model, not a curated record.